This is a messenger RNA of Cyclospora cayetanensis, 1389 nucleotides long. RefSeq names its product CAAX prenyl protease 1 homolog. The coding region runs from base 1 to 1389 and encodes 462 amino acids. Gene Ontology annotation, biological process: CAAX-box protein processing. Gene Ontology annotation, cellular component: endoplasmic reticulum membrane. The record is from RefSeq and is a predicted model, not a curated record. The transcript has 6 exons. Lineage: Eukaryota; Apicomplexa; Conoidasida; Eucoccidiorida; Eimeriidae. Gene Ontology annotation, molecular function: metalloendopeptidase activity.
AUGGGGUUCUUCUCAGGUACCUGGUUUUCGGAUGUACCUUGGCUUCAGGUGUACGUAGGGUUCUCCCUGACAGUUGAAGCAUUUGAGCAGUACUUGAAUCUUCGGCAGCUGCGGCGUUACAGCAGCAGCCGCUCCCCGCCGGCGCUGCUAAAGUCACGUUUGACAGAGGCUGAAUACGCGCAAGCCAUUGCGUACAAUAAGGACAAGAUAAAGCUGUCAAUGCUCUCGUCUAUUGUGGAAUCUGGGAUCUCUGUACUUUCCACCGUUUUAUUCUUAGGGCCUUUUUGUUGGCGUCUCGCUGGCCAUUGGGUCGGAGAUGGGGAGUACACACGCCCCCUCAUGUUUAUGGGCAUACAAAGAGUGCUGUCUGAGUGUAUAGCGACCCCCUUUCAGAUCUACAGCGACUUCUGGGUAGAAGAGAAACAUGGAUUCAAUAAGAAAACUGCCGGUUUAUUUGUUAAGGACAAGCUCCUCGGGCUGGGCCUGACCGUCGCAAUUGGAGCACCUAUCUUGUGUGCAGUUAAUUGGCUAAUCAAAUGGGGGGGAGAAAACUUCCAUUUCUGGCUGUGGGGUUUCUCUGUGCUAAUGUCCUUUGGAAUGAUUGUUAUAUAUCCAAACCUCAUUGCUCCGCUGUUCAACAAAUUCCAAGUCUUAAAAGACGAAGAACUGAGGGCCAAAAUAAACGCUCUGGCGGGGCGACUCUCCUUCCCUUUGUGUGAAGUGUAUGAGAUGGACGGAUCUAAGAGAUCUAGCCAUAGCAACGCGUACUUUUACGGCUUUUGGCGCUGGAAGCGAAUUGUCAUCUUUGACACUUUGCUGCAUUUCCCACACGACCAGAUACUUGCUGUACUUGGCCAUGAAUUGGGGCACUGGCAGAGGCAACAUUUUACCCAGCGGCUCUUUCUAGCAUUUUCCAACCUGUUUGUUACGUUUUACCUCUAUGGGAAAGUGAUGAACAACGAUCAUCUCUACCGAUGCUUUGGCUACGGCGAGGAUGCCAGGUCUCCCAUCAUUGGUCUCAUGCUGCUUGGAAAUAUACUUGCACCUGUAAACACCAUCCUGUCCGUCCUGUCCACGCUUCUUUCCCGCAAACACGAAUUCGAGGCUGACGCCUUCGCCUGCGAGCUGAGCUACGGGGAAAAGCUUAAGGAGGCACUGUGCGCAAUUCACACGGAGAACAAGGCGUCUUUGGAUCCGGAUCCUUGGUACUCGUGGUGGCACUAUAGUCACCCGCCUCUUCUGGAACGUGUCGCAGCCAUCGAUGAGAUUCUGACAAAAGAGGCGAAGAAGAAAGAAGACAACACGGGUGGCAGUAAUGCGCAAUCUACAGCAGACAAAGGCACUGAAGAACCAUCCCAUGCUACCGUCAAGAGGAGAAACCUGCCAUAA